This is a messenger RNA of Zingiber officinale, 2000 nucleotides long. Its product is annotated as ethylene-responsive transcription factor WRI1-like. Gene Ontology annotation, molecular function: DNA binding; DNA-binding transcription factor activity. NCBI's taxonomy places the organism in Eukaryota, Viridiplantae, Streptophyta, Magnoliopsida, Zingiberales, Zingiberaceae. The record is from RefSeq and is a predicted model, not a curated record. Gene Ontology annotation, biological process: regulation of DNA-templated transcription. Bases 891 to 1841 code for a protein of 316 amino acids. The transcript is spliced from 8 exons.
UUUAACUUUCAAAAUGAUCUCAAUUAUAAAAAUAGGAUUUUUCUUUAAUUUGUCUUUUCCUCAUAUGGAGUUAAAUGAGUACAAUGGCAUGAGAAAGGUUCCGCCUCUUCAGAGCAUCUAAACUGACACAAAGUGUGCACGGUGGAGUCCAAGUUGUAUUGGGAGGCAUGCCCACCCUUUGAGCCAAGUGUUCUCUCACCACCUCCAUGAGCUCUAACUCAAGCCACUUGGCUCCAUCUGACAGCAGCACUCUUUAACCAUGGUUAAGAGUUGAACAAAUCCAUCCAUUUAUGAGUUGUCACUGUAAAUCCAUGGUCAAGCUGAAACCACCCCCCUUCCUCUCCUAUAUAUGCACUCACAAACAUCCUCCUUCAAUUGUUCCAAUCUCCGAAUCCAGGAAAGGCUCUCCUCCCACCUCCUCCUCAAACGUGUUUCUAGUGACCAAAGCCGAGAAGCCAAGUCUCUCCAAGAAAGCUUCCAACUCAGAGAAGAGGAAGAAGAAUUUGGACCUGUACUGUGUCUCCAUGCUGGUUGGCAAGCCAGAACUGGGUCUCCAAGCUGAUUAACUUAUGGAGUUAAAUGAGAACAAUGGCAUGAGAAAGGUUCCACCUCUUCUUCAGAGUAGCUAAAUUGACACCUAAAUGUGCGCUGUGGAGACGAAGUUCUAUUGGGAGGCAUGCCAGCUCUCGUCUCUCACCACCUCCAUGAACUCUAACUCAAGCCACUUGGUUUACCAUGGUUAAGAGUUAAGCAAAUCCAUCCAUUGAGUUUUCACUGUAAACCCAUGGUCAAGCUUAAACCAACCCCUUCCUCUCCCUAUAUUUGCACUCCACACUUGCCUCGUUGAUCACUGUAAGCAACCUCCUUCAGUUGUUCCAAUCUCCAAACCCAUGAAAAGCUCUCCUUCCACCUCCACCUCCUCCUCCUCCUCCUCCUCCUCCUCCUCCUCCAAUGUGUUUCAAGUGACCAAAGUCAGGAAGCCAAGGCUCUCCAAGAAAGCUUCCAACUCAGAGAAGAAGAAGAAUUUGGACAACGGCAAUGGCAAGAGAAGCUCUUCUUUUAGAGGCGUCACUAGGCAUAGAUGGACUGGGAGGUAUGAAGCUCACUUGUGGGACAAGCUUUUCUGGAACCCCCUUCAGAAGAAGAAAGGAAGACAAGUUUAUUUAGGGGCUUAUGAUGAUGAAGAAGCUGCAGCUAGGACGUAUGAUCUUGCUGCACUCAAAUAUUGGGGUCCUGAAACAGCUCUGAAUUUUCCUUUUGAUACCUACAGAAAGGACUACGAAGAGAUGCAAAGCAUGUCGAAGGAGGAGUACUUGGCUUCUCUCAGGCGCAGGAGCAAUGGGUUCUCAAGAGGCGUCUCCAAGUACCGUGGGGUGGCCAGGCACCACCACAAUGGGAGGUGGGAGGCAAGGAUUGGAAGAGUUUUUGGCAACAAGUAUCUCUAUCUGGGAACCUUCAGCACACAGGAGGAGGCAGCCCAAGCUUACGACCUCGCAGCGAUUGAGUACAGAGGCCCGAAUGCAGUCACCAACUUCGACAUCAGCAACUACAUGAACUGCCAGAAGGUACCUGCCACAUCCACAAGCACUCCGGAAGCUCCUCCUCCGGAGAUGAACCAAGAUUACUGCAACUCUGAGGAACAUCAAGCUGAGGGCCAGAGUGUCGAAGAAGAAAACUUGAUGCCUUGGAGUCCUUUCAUGGAUCAAUUCUUCGAUGGCAGCUUCUUCUCCAGCGGUGGGUUUGAAGACAAUCUGGAAGUCCUCUUUGAGAAAGAAGGAAAUGCCGUUGCACAAGAUUGCGUCUUUGAUGAGUCUGCGAUGGUGGUCGGAGAAGUUGGGUGAGGGGGAGUGGCGACUUCAAACACCCACUUCCUGAUACUUGUGCUGUUGCUAUGACCAUUGUGGUGGAAGUUUUUGUGUUUGUUACUGCAAGAACACUUGUGACCUUUUUUACUGUCUUUUGGAUUUGAAACUUCCAUAAAGCAUAAUUUGGUUGAGCAA